AUGGGAGAUUUGUUUAACUCAGAUGACAUUCCAGUUACUUGGCCGAGAGAGUUGCCUCAGUUAAAAAAUAUAGAUGACCGUCUACACUGUCCAAUAUGCUACAACUAUAUGAAAAAUCCUGUGAUAUCAACUGCUUGCUCACACAAUUUUUGUUCGUUAUGCAUCAGGAAAAACAUAAGUCUCAAGAACAGCUGUCCAAUAUGUUUUGUUGACAUUUCUGAUGGGUUGCUGCGCCCAAACCGUUGCCUUGAAGAAAUCAUCAAAUGCUUUCAGCCAGUAAAGAAUUAUGUUUUGAAUACUCUAGUGAACACCAGAGAUCAACAACAAGAAGGUUUUUCAACAGAAACUUCAAGAGACAGUUUAUCUUCUCAUUCCUCAGCCAUAAUUCACAAACAAGCAGAAAGUGAAAUAUUGCCUGGUCAGAAUGUUCAUAAAGAGAAUAUUUCAUCAUCUUCUUUCACAGCAGCUGAUGGAAAAAGUCUGAACAGCUACAUUUCUGUCUUUUUGGCAUCAUCAAGUGUUCCUGUCGUAGAUACUCAUCAACCUCCAAUAGCAUCAUGCAGCCAACCUGUAAGAGCAUCAAGACCUAGUGCUCAUCAGAAACCUCCAAGUCAAUCUUCUAAUGAUGUGAAAGAAGUUCUUUGUCCUGUGUGUCAUAACUUGAUAAGGGAGACUAUUAUCAACAUUCAUCUGGAUUCAUGUUUGAACUCAAACAAACCUGCCAAGAGGAAGCCCAUGCCAAAGCUGAUAUAUCAUCUAAUGAAGGAACAAGAGCUGAAGAAAAGGCUUAGAACAUUGGGACUCAGCAAUGUUGGUGACAAAGCUACUCUGAUCAAUCGACACAAGAAGUUUACCAUUCUCUACAAUUCUGAGUGCGAUGCUUUGGAGCCCAGACCGGUCGAAGAACUGAUAGAAAUACAUGUACGAGAAGAAGCCGAAAACCAUCGAUUGGCUACUGAACUACGUCUUGCUUCCGCUAAAGUGAAAACAAAUGAUAUAGAAAAAAUCGAGGAGGAAAAUCUUCAGUAUUUACGCAGUAACAAAGAGAGUUACGAUCGUUUAAUCAACGAAAUUCGGCAGCGUCCACCUUUGCCGCCACCACCUAUUACUCUACCGUUGCCUGAGGAACCUCCAGCUUUCAAAAUCAAGAACGAGCCUCCGAAAGUAGAAAAUGAAAGCGAAGAAGAAGUGACGGAGAUCUAUGUCCCACCAAAGGUUUACGAAAUGAUCUGUUUAUCGGACAGUAGUGAAAGUGAUGAACCACCUUCGAUUAGUUCACGUCCGGUUUCAGCUGCUGGUACGUCUGAUAGUGACGUCUCUAGACAAUCAACUUCCGAUGAUUCCAUUCCCGAUCCAUUGGAAUCUGGGAGUUCUAAGGAUAGCAAUUCUUUGUCCGUUGGUGCUCAAACUAUCACUUUGUCGACAAGUGAUUCAAGUAGCAGCAAUUCCACUUCGCCAACGACCUACAGUCCAGUUGAGUCACCUACCGAAUUUUUAUUUGAAGAAGAAUCUAGCAGUAGCUUGAGCGCUAUGUUGCCCACCGUACUGAAAAUGUCAAAGAAAAGGUCAAAGUCUCCUUCGCUGAACAUGUCCGACCGCAAACUGUCAUUAAGAAGAAGAUUUUGAAGAUAGUUGUGGCAUUAUUGUGUAAAUAUUUUUUCUAAUAAUUUCUUUUUGUUUGUGCAAAAAUGGUUUGCCCUGCUAUUCUUGCAUGCCAGUCAUUUUGGUUCUAAAUUUUAUGUUUCCGAUCGAGAAUAAAUUGCUUACAAAUUUCAAAUGAAAGCGACGAAAAAUUGAAAAUGUAAAAGAAACUGGCAUCCUAAUUGUUGAAUGAUAAAUAAAACCCCAGAAAUGUCCUGAG
Daphnia pulex (common water flea) is the source of this 1861-nucleotide messenger RNA. RefSeq names its product E3 ubiquitin-protein ligase RAD18-like. The transcript is spliced from 2 exons. Gene Ontology annotation, biological process: protein monoubiquitination; DNA damage tolerance. Gene Ontology annotation, molecular function: ubiquitin protein ligase activity; single-stranded DNA binding. The coding region runs from base 1 to 1626 and encodes 541 amino acids. Lineage: Eukaryota; Metazoa; Arthropoda; Branchiopoda; Diplostraca; Daphniidae. Gene Ontology annotation, cellular component: nucleus; Rad6-Rad18 complex. The record is from RefSeq and is a predicted model, not a curated record.